This is a messenger RNA of Cokeromyces recurvatus, 1380 nucleotides long. RefSeq lists its product as uncharacterized. The transcript is spliced from 5 exons. The coding region runs from base 216 to 1007 and encodes 263 amino acids. The record is from RefSeq and is a predicted model, not a curated record. Gene Ontology annotation, biological process: regulation of transcription by RNA polymerase II. Gene Ontology annotation, cellular component: nucleus. NCBI's taxonomy places the organism in Eukaryota, Fungi, Mucoromycota, Mucoromycetes, Mucorales, Mucoraceae. Gene Ontology annotation, molecular function: protein dimerization activity; RNA polymerase II cis-regulatory region sequence-specific DNA binding; DNA-binding transcription factor activity, RNA polymerase II-specific.
ACAAGUGGGACAGUUAUGGUGCAUGAGAAAAAUGAGAGCUUUUUCAGUGUUCAUAUUUUGCUAAAGGUGGAAGAACUUUUUUCUUUCUUUCUUUCUUUCUUUUUAAUUUAAUUUUAUUCCUUUCUUUUCUUUAUAUUUUAGAAAAACUAACCCCUUACACUCACUUGUACACACCCCCAUACCAAUCCUUUAAAUAAUACAGUUAAAAAACAAAAAUGGAUAAACAACUUCAAUGGUCUUCUGAAUAUCUUCAUGAUCAACAUUACAUGUCAAAAGAACUUGAACAACAAGCAGGAUUAAUUUAUCCUGUCUCACCUUUCUAUGCUACUACUUCACCCUCUGCCUCACCUACCAUGAUCUAUGGUAACGAACCUUUCAUGUCGAGUCCUUCUUCAUUUAAUAUGAGCCAGCAUGGUCCUGGAAGUCCUGAUUCAAUGCUAUCUAGCUACCCACCUCAGCUUGUAAAAUCUUGUUCUAAUUCUACAAGCAGUAGUUAUUUAUCUGAAACAAUCGCAAAGGCUUCAGCGUUACCAGAAUCCUUUUAUCCUGAAUUUCUUCAAUAUUCAAAGGAAUCAUUUGAACAACGUAAUCAUAACAAUAAAAAACGCACUCGAUCAGAACAAGCAGAGCAGAAAAAGAUAAAAGAUCAGGAACGCCCUACACGUAAACAAAAAGUAGAACAAGUAGUAGUAGUAGAUGAAAAUGCUUCUGUAACCGAGUUACGACGCCAAAUUCAUAUCCAGUCGGAACAAAAGCGCCGUGCUCAAAUUAAAGAUGGCUUUGAAGAUUUACGUGCAGAAUUACCUGCUUGUCUCAACAAGAAAAUGAGUAAAGUGACAUUGUUACAUAGAACUGUUCAACAUAUUCAACAUCUAAAAUCGACUCAAAUGACAAUUUUAGCUGAACUUGAACGCCUUGUACAAGAAAAUGAGCAGCUCCGAAGCUUUCAACAAAGUGUAUUACAAAAACAAGCACUUGAAAACAUGUAUUCUAUUGGGAAUAUGUAGUUAAAUUCUUAAAGACCUUUCUAUAUAACAAUACAAAUACCCAUACACAUUAGAAGUUUUUUUUUUGGCAUCUCGGGUUAUAUAUUCUUAAAACUGAAUUUAUACCCACACACACACACACAUACACAUAAAUAUAUUUGUAUAUUCAUUUAUAUUUUUAUAUUUAUACACACGUACACACAAAUCUAUACUACACAAUAUAAUCACAAAAAAAAAAAAAAAAAAAAUCGAAUUUCUUUUUUAGAUUAUUAUGUAAUACUCUUUUUUUUUUUUCAUCAAGAAAAUAAUUAUAUAUAUGAUGCUUUACCACCCCCCUCCCUCCCCCAUUUAUGACGUUAAUUUUAUGCUUAAUAAAAAUCAAAGUUUUAUAUAU